CGCUGGACGCGCCCAAUUCCCGAAUAAUCGCCGUCGCAUACGAUUGAACGCGCCAUGUCGGUCAAGUUCGAAAAGGAGACGGUCAAGUCGACGACGGGCGCCGUGGCCGAUGCGGCCUCCAAGGGAAAGGACGACUUCAUGCACGAGGUCGGCCAGGCGCUGACCAAAGGCGGCGGUCCCAAUGGCUAUCUCCAGGCAUACCUGAGGCAGCUCCAGAGCAACCCUCUGCGCACCAAGAUGCUCACAUCCGGCACUCUGUCCGGUCUGCAAGAAUUCCUUGCCUCGUGGAUUGCGCAUGACAGGAGCAAGAGCGGCCACUACUUCACCUCGCGUGUUCCCAAGAUGGCCCUCUACGGCGCCAUGAUCAGCGCGCCCCUCGGCCACGUCCUCAUCAGCAUGCUCCAGAAGAUCUUCCAAGGGCGCAAGAGCUUGAAGGCGAAGAUUAUGCAGAUCCUCGUCAGCAACCUGGUUAUCUCCCCCAUCCAGAACAGCGUGUACCUCGUUUCAAUGGCGCUGAUCGCAGGCGCUCGCACCUUCCACCAGGUCCGCGCGACCGUCAAGGCUGGCUUCUGGCCUGUGAUGAAGGUCAGCUGGGUGGUUUCUCCCAUUUCGUUGGCCUUCGCCCAGCAAUUCCUCCCCGAGACCACCUGGGUGCCCUUCUUCAACAUUAUCGGGUUCAUUAUCGGAACCUACAUCAACGCACACACCAAGAAGAAGAGGCUCGCUGCCCUGAGGCGCAAGCACUACGGAGACGGUGGCAGCAGUGGCAGGAGCCAAGUCGGCGGACGACCCGGAGACGAGUACGGCCGUCCCGAUGACCGCCGUCUCGACGACCGCCGUCCCGAUGAUCGACCGCGUUACUAGACAGCGGCAAGACGUAAUAAUGGACACUCGAUAUCCAUUCCUCACAACUUUGAUCGGUAGCAUCCCAAAUUUGUCCCCGUGAUGACGCCGUGUUGGU
Parastagonospora nodorum SN15 is the source of this 961-nucleotide messenger RNA. RefSeq lists its product as hypothetical. The record is from RefSeq and is a predicted model, not a curated record. Gene Ontology annotation, cellular component: membrane; cytoplasm. Lineage: Eukaryota; Fungi; Ascomycota; Dothideomycetes; Pleosporales; Phaeosphaeriaceae. Bases 55 to 864 code for a protein of 269 amino acids. The transcript has 3 exons.